This is a messenger RNA of Amphibalanus amphitrite, 2885 nucleotides long. RefSeq names its product centrosomal protein of 131 kDa-like. The transcript has 14 exons. The record is from RefSeq and is a predicted model, not a curated record. Bases 675 to 1928 code for a protein of 417 amino acids. Lineage: Eukaryota; Metazoa; Arthropoda; Thecostraca; Balanomorpha; Balanidae. Gene Ontology annotation, biological process: intraciliary transport involved in cilium assembly.
CUCUCGACCAGACCCGGCCGCCGCCGGUGUCCGCCGACGAUAUUAUUCGCUCCACCGGCGUGACCGAGGAGGUGGCAGCCGUGCCGCGCCGGCCGGCCACCGCCGGAGGAGGCGGCUCCAGGGAUGGCCGUCCCACCCGCCGGGUCGCCAGGGUCACGUCGUCGGUGUCGGAACGGAUACAGAUCAGCACGCGCGAGCGACCCGCGGGUGCGGCGGAUACGGGGUCGACACAGGGCGCCGGUCGGCCGGCGGAGGGCGGACUGAGCCAGGGCGUCGGCCGGCCAGCCGUCUACCAGGACAUCAUCCGCUCGCUGCAGGGUCUGGCCGACCAGGACGUGGGCGCGCCGCCGGCCGAGCCGCCGGAGCCGACCGCCCGCACCGUCCGACUCAGUUCCGCUGUGGUGGGUCGGCCGCGGCCGGGACCCAACACCCGACCCGCUCCCUCCGCGCCGCACCAGAAGCCGGGCGUCAAGAAGACGACGCCGGCGGCACGAGACGAUGUGACCCAGCGGUAUCUAGCCUUUAUCGACGAGCUGAUUCAGGAGAAGCAGGACCUGGCGGGUCGGUGUGAGACGUUGGCCUCCCAGGUGGCCGCUCUGGAGGAGCGUCACAAACAGCAGCUGACCGCCCAGCGCGACCGGCACAGAGAGGAACUGCAGAGCUGCAAACGCUCCAUGUCGGAGGCCGAACGCAGCAAACGGCAGAAAUGGAUGGAGAAGGAACGCGAACGCAUCAAGGAGACCACGGCUCGCGGUGUGCAGCCUCAGAUCGAACAGAUGAUGAAGCAGCACGCGGAGGAGACUGCACGUAUCCGGCAGCACUACGAGUCUGUGCUGGCUGGCGGUCACAGCGGCCAGCUGGACGAGAUUCGCGGCCGGCUGAUGCGGGAGAAGGAGGAGGCCGUGGCCACCGAGCGACGUGACGCCGCAGCGAGGUUCGAGCGGCAGGCGGCGGAGCAGGCGGCGCAGCACGAGCUGCACUCGGCGCGGCUCACCGCAGAAGUGCGCGAGCUGAGGACUCAGCUGCAGGCGGCCGGCGCGGCGGCGGCCGCGCAGCGCGAGGAGGCGCAACGGGAGGCCGAGCGGAGGGUACGCGAGGCGCGCGACCACGCCGAGGAGGAGUUUCGCGAGGUGCGCCGCCGGCUACAGGACGAGGCAGAGACCAAGUGUCGUGAGCUACGUGACCGACUGGCGAAGGAGACGGAGGCGGCUCUGGCGCGGCAGAGAGAGGAGUUGGAGGCGGCCGCGCAGAGCCGACACCAGGCUGAGCUGCAGCGACUCAAGGACGAGCGAGACACCCGCCUGGAGGAGGUGAUAGAGCGUCUGGAGCGCGAGGUGCGCCGCGCCGAGGAGGGCGAGGCAGAACGGUCGGCGCUCAAACUCAGAAAGCUGGAGGAGAAGCACGCACUGGAUCUGCGCGCGCUGGAGAGUUCCGAGGAGCGCUUCAAAUCCAAGUACCUUGACUGCCGCGCGCAGCUGGCCGAGAGAGACGAGCAGCUGCUGGAGCUGCGCAGCCGCGUCACCCGAAAGGACGCCGAGAUUGCCGAGAUGAAACAGACGGCCGAGCUGAUGCAGCAGGAGCAGCAGCAGCUCGGAGAGGUGAUCGAGUCCGAGUUCCAGAGCCAGGUGGCCGAGCUGCGCCGAGCCGCCGAUAGGUGGCAGCAGCGUCUGGCGGACGCCGAGCGGCGCCAUCAGAGCGAGCUGGCCGAGCAGCAGCGACUGCUGGAGAGCUGCCGCCAGCAGCGGGAGGCCGACCUGCAGGAGCUGCACCGACAAAUAAAGGAGGCACUCUCCGUGAAGGACCAGAAAAUCGAGGAGCUGUCUGCCGCCAACCAGCUGAGUCAGAAGAAGAUGAAGCAGCUGGAGAAUUUGCUGGACAAGAUGCGUCUGGUGGGCUGCCGCUGCGGCGGUGGCUCCGGGAGGAACUAGCGCCGUGUGGUGUUUGUGUGGUGGUGUUUGGUGUGUUCGCUGAGAGCUGUUGUGUGUGUCCCACACCGCGUGUGUCGCGCCGAGCGCUGCUGUUUUGGGACUUGUGCUGCAGCCUCUAAUAUGUCGAAUGGUGUUCGGCUCGCAGCCUACUCCAUGGUGGUUCACGCAGUGAUAAGUGUGGUGUGUGCGUUUCACUCCAGUGUCGCCAGUAGUCGGGCCGCCGAAUAUCCGACGGGGCUGGCCCGGUGCCUCGCCGGGAGCUGUGGUGGGCUGAACCAGCGGCCCGACUGACCCGCCACAUGUGCCGUGCUCCGAUGAGCCCUGACCACUCCACACAUUAGGUGUUUGUACAUGUGCGUUCUGCGUCCACAGAAUGUGUCCAGCCUUCCGUCCACAGAAUGUACUCAGCCUUCCACCUUCGUCCACAGAAUGUGCUCAGCCUUCCACCUUCCGUCCACAGCGCACGUGCAGUGAAUCUAGUCUGGUCCCCGUCGGCGGGCGGUGGCGAAAUCACUCGCUAGUCUUUGUUCUAGUCAGACGUAUAAGCCUACGUCGCAACGCUUGUUUGGUGUCUCACCACAGUGCCAGCGUGAUAUUUCUCACACUGCCAGUACCAUUCGCUGUGUCACUGCUCCGUCCAGCUGAUGCUACCGCUAGAUCCCAAAAUAUUUACUUUAUUUAUUAUGUUAUGCCAAAGAUUGUUUGUCAUUUAUCCAAUAACUAAUCAUGGUCAUCAGUCAUAAUGUGUAGAGUGCCAUCUCCAUUUUCCAGAGUUUGACGUGGGGUGAUGCCAUCUCCGCGGCGACUUUUACCAUCCCUUCGAUGAUUCGUGUGGUGCAUGAUUCCUGAGUUCGAAGAGACUAGCCACUAGCCAGUCGAGCCAGUGGAACAUGACAGUGAAUUCGCGAGUGUAUUUCUUACGUGGUUUGCAGCAUACCAAUACAUUAAAUGAACUUC